GGCACCAACGCUACGCGAAGCUGGAAACUGGGAUCUAGAAAAGAUUUCGGUGGUCAGAAGCCGGUACUAGCAGCCGUCUUAAUUAAGACAGACGUCUGCUGUCUGUUUAAGCUACAAGCUACCUUGUGGUUGAGGUUCGAUUUCUUAACUUCUCCUUUGGUCGUCAUCUUAAUCCCCGCCGGCUACCGGAAGCUGUAGAUAACAGCCGAGGUUGCAAAGUGCGUCACAGGGCUGAGCUGCGGAGAAUAAACCGAGCCUGCAGUCCGCCACCGACCCUCUCUCUCUCUCUCCCUCGCUCUCUCUCUCGUUUUCUGCCUGCAAAAUAAACACCGAGCAGACGUCUCCUCUCCAUCAUGGUGAAGAUCGCUUUUAACUCGGCUCUGGCACAGAAGGCGCUGGGCAAAGAGGUGCCAGCUGCUGUGAAGGAUCCUGAGCUGGCCUCUGCUCCAGCGGGCUCCGAGGGCUCCACAGGUCGCUGUCUGCUCACCCUGCUCGGGAUCGCCUUCAUCCUCAGUGGGCUCAUCGUGGGGGGAGCAUGCCUCUAUCGGUAUUUCACCCCAAAGAGGCUGUAUCACGGCGCGAUGCAGUUCAGCGACGUCUCCGCCGGAGGGGAGAGCCAGCCCUACUACCUGCCUCGGGUGGAGGAGGAGGUGGAGAUCUCGGACAACAUGGCCGUCAUCAGCGUCCCCCCUCCCCGCUUCAGGCCCGGAGACCCCGCUUACAUCCUCCACGACUUCAACAGGAAACUAACGGCGUAUCUGGACCUGACCCUGAGGACCUGCUUUGUGAUUCCUCUGAACACCUCGGUGGUGCUGCCCCCGCAGGACCUCGUUGACCUCUUCUCACAGCUGAUGUCCGGCUCGUACCGCAGCUACCUGGUGCACGAGGACCUGGUGGUGACGGAGCGCAUAGACGAUGUCAAGCCUCUGGGCUUUUAUAUCCGCCGGCUGUGUGAUGGCAAAGACACAUACAGAAUGCAGCGCCGCGCCAGCCUGCCAGGUGGAGGCAUCCAGAAGCGCUCCGUGGACGAAUGUUUCACCAUCCACCACUUUGAGAACAAGUUUGUGACUGAGACCCAGAUCUGCAAGACCUAAUGGAAGGAGAGUGUUAGAGAGGCGCAGAGAGAGUUGGUGGGAGUGAGCGAAGGAGGGAACAACUUUCAGCGGAAAGUUACUUUUGUAUAAAACUACAGUUUCCCCCCCCCCCCCCUCUUGCUGCUUUAAAUCUAGUGUUGAGUGAGUUUUAGUUACAGCGUUUAACGUCUAACCCCACCCUCCUCCUCGUUUGCUGUAUUCCCCUGAACAGGUGUAGCUCUCUUGCUCAAGUAUUCACUAGGCUAGGCUCGUACGGAUAACCCGCUAACUUAAGAUCUACUAAGUUUCCUUUUGUUUCGUCGGUUAGUGUUUUGUUGCUGUUGCUUCCUGCAGUCUAAUCUUAUUGAUGUUACUGUGUCACCGCAUCCAGUCACGUCUAAACGACAGUUGUUAGUCAUUCUACUGAAUAUUCUAGUGAUACUGAGAAGUCAUCCAUAUCAGACUUGUCUUGUGUCAGCCUGAAGUCACCACUCUUUACAGGGUUUGUAGAGCAGCUUAAAUGGGAUAUACUAUAUGUUAUAGUGAUAUAUAGCACAAGUCAGCAUGGAAAUGUCUGCUACAGGUACAGUGCACAUGUAACAUGCUUGUCGUUGACUGUUGAGGGCGCUAACAGAUUUCUACAAGCCGUCUCAGACACCACUUUUUGUAGAUAUUUUCCCCCGGGAGAGCGGCCUCCGUUUCUGUCCCGCUGUGUGAUGAUUUCGUGUAACUGGUGGUAAACAGUCCAGCAACCCUAUAUGACCAGUUUAUGUGUUUGUGUGGAAACCUCGUUUGUGACUCUGAACUUGAAGGAGGGAAAUAAGCUAAAGGGAAUUUUUUCACCAAAUUUGACUUGAAAGCACUUGAUUGUCAGGAGUUUAUGAAUUUUCGUCUGACAACAUGAGUUUAGCUUUAGAUAGACAGCUGGGUUAACGUUACUGUGAGUUUAGAAGAAAACUAUGUACCUUGAUUUGUCACUUUGAUUUGUUCACUCAAAACAGCUGUCCUUGAUUUUUAAGUCCCUUCUGAUAAAAGUUUAAAAUUUGUACAAAAAAAAAUUGGCCUUGUGCCCCAAAUUUUUUUUCAUUUUCAGUGGUUUCCCACUUGAUGCCUGUACAGAAAGACAAUCAACAGGAAGUACGCUUGUAAAAAAAAAAAAAAAAGAAAGAAAAAAGAAAAAAAAGAGUUUCUGUCUCAGCUUUUUAACCGAAUACUUGCAGAUUAGAAAGAAAAACAUUGUUAUGUGCAACUACUGAACCGAACUUCACUUUGUCGUUGAAUAAAGUUGCAUUUCUUUACCUACUGAA
Messenger RNA from Mugil cephalus (flathead mullet), 2380 nucleotides. RefSeq names its product integral membrane protein 2A-like. The transcript is spliced from 6 exons. Gene Ontology annotation, cellular component: extracellular exosome; Golgi apparatus; plasma membrane. The record is from RefSeq and is a predicted model, not a curated record. Bases 354 to 1094 code for a protein of 246 amino acids. Gene Ontology annotation, biological process: negative regulation of amyloid precursor protein biosynthetic process. Gene Ontology annotation, molecular function: amyloid-beta binding. NCBI's taxonomy places the organism in Eukaryota, Metazoa, Chordata, Actinopteri, Mugiliformes, Mugilidae.